Linum tenue is the source of this 474-nucleotide messenger RNA. Lineage: Eukaryota; Viridiplantae; Streptophyta; Magnoliopsida; Malpighiales; Linaceae. The record is from the annotation of a GenBank genome assembly.
AUGAAGAGCAUCAAAGCCCUGAUCCACAGCCUGAUCGUGGCUCACAUCUGCCGCGCCUUUCGAGCCCUCCGACGAGUCAAAUCCAUCCUCCUCCAGGCCCUCAAGAACCACCACCACUUCCCUUACCUCAUCGCCGGUCACAACAGCAAGCAGAGGAAGAAGGUGUUCUUUGGGUCCUUCAGGCUUCACUACAACUGGGGCUCCACCUCUUCCUCCCGCGUCCUACCUGUCCCCGAAUCCGUCCUACGUGGCUGCUCCUCCGACUCCGACUCCUACGUGGAGGGGUACCUCCUUUGGCUGGAAGAGAAAGACAACAAGUGUGGUGGCGGCGGCGGCGGCGAAGGAGGAGGAGGAGUAGUGAAUGAGAUCGACAGGCUGGCGGAGAUGUUCAUCGCGGAGUGCCACGAGAAGUUCCAGCUGGAGAAGCAGGAGUCGUUGAGAAGAUUCCACGAUAUGAUGGCGAGAAGCAUGUGA